AUGCCUACAGCUUAUGAACUCCUAGACAAACUGGAUCAGUUUAGCUGGGAUCAGAGUAAGUACAAUAUUUAUAUGAUUUUUAUUCAUUUAGAUUUCCACGGACAUGAUCUCUCUGGCAUGAUACCUCUCCAGCCAUGUUUGGCGCAGAUGAACGGGCCAUGUACCUCAAAACAUUUGCCGGAGAAUGUGAUUCCUUUCUGUGGCAAUCGAUAUGCUGAAGUAAAUCCCGAUGAUUUUGGUCAUGCAAUUAAGAUCGGGCCGGAGAAACUGAUGCCUCAACAGCGACUGCAUUUCCUUAACAAUUAUUACACGCCUCCAAAACCUCCGCUACAUGAAUGGCCGUAUGAAACUAGGAUUCUAAACGGAAAAAAGAUUGUCAGAAGAUUGAAUCCGAGUUUCACGGAAAGAACGGAUUGCAACUCCAUGGUCUAUUCGCCAAUGUAUAAGGGGCUCUUUUGUCGGUAAGUGGUUCUCUCUAAAAUUAACUUUCAAGUUAGGUAUUGUUCCCUCUUUCCUCCGAGUAAAGCCCAAAGUGCAAAUGCUGCUUUCAUCAAAAAACCUUUUAUAAGAUUCUCGCACAUGUUCGGUAACGGAGGCGCUGUGAAGAAGCAUAUCAACAGGAAAUAUCACCAAGAAGCGGAGGGUAGAGUCAAACUGUUCCUCCAACGAAUUGGGGCCCAACUUCAACCGAAUCAUCGAUGA
Molecule: messenger RNA, 702 nt
Organism: Bursaphelenchus xylophilus (pine wood nematode)
Lineage: Eukaryota; Metazoa; Nematoda; Chromadorea; Rhabditida; Aphelenchoididae
Source: the annotation of a GenBank genome assembly